CGGCUGCCAGUUGGCUGCAGCCCGCGCUCCCGCUAGGACCGCGUCCCGCCGCUGCUCCCGACUCUGCGACCAAUCGUGCUCAUAAAUGAUAUCGAAAAGUUUUGGAUCCACAUAACACGGCGACUACUUCGCGGUCAAGAUGAUGUCCGCGGUAUCAACAACUGGUGUAACCAAAAUUCUUAUUUUAUUGUACACUUUGGGACCAUGUUUUGCUCAGUCGUAUUUGGAAAGUACUUUAACAACUGAAGAGUUAUCAACGAACUUGGGAGAAGCAGAGCCUCGUGACAACGGCCUGGACCUGGAGUUCAGGUACCAUGACCACGACCAGCUGACGCGCUACCUGCGCGCGGUGUCCGCCAAGUACCCCGCGCUCACGGCUCUCUACUCCAUUGGGAAAUCUGUACAAGGUCGCGACCUGUGGGUGAUGGUGGUCUCCGCGUCUCCAUACGAGCAUAUGAUCGGCAAGCCCGACGUCAAGUACGUGGCCAAUAUCCACGGCAACGAGGCUGUGGGCAGAGAGUUGCUGCUCCAUCUGAUUCAGCACCUAGUAACAUCUUACGACACCGACGCGUACGUGAAAUGGUUGUUGGACAACACCAGGAUCCACCUGAUGCCCUCCAUGAACCCGGACGGUUACGCCAUCUCCAAAGAGGGACAGUGUGACACCAUACACGGCAGGCACAACGCCCGUCGCUACGACCUGAACCGCAACUUUCCGGACUACUUCAAGGCGAACACGAAGCAGCCGCAGCCGGAGACCGAGGCCGUGAAGGAGUGGAUCAGCAAGAUCCAGUUCGUGGUGUCAGGCUCCCUGCACGGUGGCGCGCUCGUCGCCUCCUACCCCUUCGACAACACGCCCAAUGCUAUGUUCCAAAGCUACGCGCACUCGCCGUCCAUCGCGCCCGACGACGACGUGUUGCGGCACCUGGCGCUGGUGUACUCGCGCAACCACGCCAAGAUGGCGCGCGGCGUCUCCUGCAAGUCCGGCUCGCCGCGCUUCGAGAACGGCAUCACCAAUGGCGCCGCUUGGUACCCUCUCACAGGAGGCAUGCAGGACUACAACUACCUGUGGCACGGCUGCAUGGAGAUCACGCUGGAGAUCUCCUGCUGCAAGUACCCGCCAGCCCAUGAGCUUCACAAGUACUGGCUCGACAACAGAGAGUCGCUGAUCAAGUUCCUGGCGGAGGCUCACCGCGGCGCGCACGGCUUUGUGACGGACGAGAGCGGCAACCCGGUGGAGCGCGCGUCCAUCCGCAUCAAGGGCCGCGACGUCGCCUACCACACCACCAAGUACGGCGAGUUCUGGAGGAUACUGCUGCCCGGGACCUACCGGCUCGAUGUUGCAGCCGACGGCUACCUGCCGCAGGAGGUGGAGUUCAUCGUGGUGGACAGCCACCCCACGCUCCUGAACGUUACCUUACAUUCCGCGAAGCGUAUCGACGGCGGGCCCUACUACCGGCCGGUGUCGCUGCCGCCGCGCCCGCCGCCCGCGCCCGCCGGCUCCGGCAUCUUCGCAUCACUCACCAACUCUUUUAACAGCUUCGUAUCGAAUAUCUUUGGAUAACUCUCUAUUUAUGACGCACGACUUGUAAAUCUCGACAGCGGUUUUCAUUUUUAAAAACUUUCUCUAUAUUACCUACCCGCUUGGCUUGUACUCGUCCAUUUGACGAAAGAACCAUACUGUUUUCUAAAUGUAUCAAUAAAUCGUAUUGCAUCGCUAUUAUCAGACAGUCGUGCACCACAUAUUGUUAUUUUUGCACACGUGUGCGAAGACAAUGACUGCACAUAAUAAUAUGUCUCGUUUGACUAAGAUGAAUAUGUAGGAACCGAAGCGUACGAGUACAUACUUAGUUCUUUUAAAAGAGUGAGAUAAAAAAAAGAUGAAGCUCUCUUUGAGGCAUAAUGUAAUGACCCUACCGAUUAGAUUAGCGUAAAACACGUAUAUUACAAUUAAAUACUGGCAUGCAAAUAUACAGCUGUUUUCAUGGCAAUGCCAAAAAUAUGAGAUCUCGAAAGGACUUUUUUUCCUUCGCGCUGUAAACAUUGUAAAUAGAUUUAUAGAUUUAGAGCUAUAUUAUUUAUUUUAAUUAAUAAGAAAUAAAAAAUUGUUUAUGAAAGUC
Messenger RNA from Ostrinia nubilalis (European corn borer), 2120 nucleotides. RefSeq names its product carboxypeptidase D. Gene Ontology annotation, biological process: peptide metabolic process; protein processing. Gene Ontology annotation, molecular function: metallocarboxypeptidase activity; zinc ion binding. NCBI's taxonomy places the organism in Eukaryota, Metazoa, Arthropoda, Insecta, Lepidoptera, Crambidae. The transcript has 11 exons. The record is from RefSeq and is a predicted model, not a curated record. The coding region runs from base 140 to 1564 and encodes 474 amino acids.